AUGGACGCAGUCGGGCGGUUCUUCGGCCGCAUUAGACAGAGAUUCCAGGAACCAUCGGAUCGCGACCCUCGCACGCCAGCCAAGAAGUCGCCCUCGAUCUCCUCGUCCCGACGUGGUCGCCGCUCAAUCAUCAAGAAGCAAACUCACACGCCUCAAUGGAGGAAAACUCCUCCACAUCAACUCCGUCUUCCCUCCGGCCCACGCACCAUCCGCACCCGCAUGCGCGAAAUCACCGCCAUCUAUGCGGCCAAAACCAAAACCGCCAUCAAGAAAAAGGCUACGCCCCGCACGACCGCUCCCUACGAGCGUCUCUUCCGCACCCCAGGCUCCCUGAUGCGAAAUCGUAAACUAGGAAAGCUAUUCGAGAACCUAGGCACGACGGUCAAAACCACCGAAAUCGAGGCCUGCGCCGCGGCUCAUGACGCCGAUACGUUGCUGGAACUGUUCCAAGAAGCAAAACGGCGCUCGCGACUCAAGAGAGCUGGGAGUCGAUGUGAUCCUGCCGCGCUUGCGGAAGUGGCGAAUCGGGUCUUCGGUGUCGCGGAAUUGUGUGAGAUGGUCUUAUGCCGCCUUCCGCCGAGGGAUAUCAUCGUCACCAGGAGGGUCAACAGGGCGUUUGAGGAAACUUUCGAGGGAUCGCGAGGUUUGCGGAGAAUUACGUUUCAGCCUGCGUCGGCAGACUUGCACCUGGAAGGACGUCUGGUCUCUCUCAACACCAUGAUGUUCCGUCGCACGCUCAAGGCUCCCGGUACAGAGGAUGGCGACGAAUGCGUCUGGCUGAAAAUCAUCGGGUUCCGCGCGGGAAGUAGAAUGGAACUUCGUGGGGAAGAUUUGGUGGGCAGGAUGGUUCUGACGCAACCGCCGGUUCGGCGUGUGGAAGUAGUGUUGGAGUAUACCACUGACUAUGGCCGCAUAAAUCCGGUGGAGAAUGAGAGGGGAGUGACAGUUCAGGAGGUGCUGAAAGCGACGAGGUAUAGAAGUCUAAGGAUGGGGUAUAAGGCUACGAGUGCCUGGGUGAAGCUCCCUGAUUCGGUAGAGCUGGUCUGA
Lecanosticta acicola is the source of this 1047-nucleotide messenger RNA. NCBI's taxonomy places the organism in Eukaryota, Fungi, Ascomycota, Dothideomycetes, Mycosphaerellales, Mycosphaerellaceae. The record is from the annotation of a GenBank genome assembly.